AUGCGAGACAACUGGGAAACUUGCCGUCUUGUACAAAGUUCUGUUGCUACUGAGCUUGAUGUAACAUACUCUGGCAACUCAAUUGAGACCUCUGGCAGCAAAAGAAGUCUGGAGAUAGCCGAUGAAGGGCCAGGACAGAAACGAAGAAAGGAAAUCGACCCAAACAACGAAAUUAAGGUUGGAUUGUUAGUAACAGAUUCCGGAAGCGAAACAGAACCAACCUGCGAACAGACCAAUGCUGAUUGCGAGAUUGAGAUUGGAAGCGUAAUGGAAAAUAAAAGUCACGAACCAGCCUGCGAACAGGCAGAAAAUAAGCAACUUGACAUGCCUUCAACCUCACCACUACAUCCUUCUACAGAAGGCGUGCCUGAAAAAGCCGUAAAUCUUGUUUCUAACGGAAUACAGGAAAAUUUGAAUGAAUCACUACGACAGCACCAGAUUUAUGUGCACGGCCUAUGGCUUGCCGUUCAAAGUCCAUAUUUUCGAUCACUUUUACACUCAAGUGGCAUGAAGGAAACACAUGAUACAGAAGUUCACCUCAAAAUCCCAGAAUCAGAAGAAAAUGCACAUCUCGUCCUCCUGGAGGCCGUGUACCGCAGCAAUGUGUUGGAUGACAAAUCAGUGGACGAACUGCUCGCAGUCUUAGAGUUGGCCGACAAAUACGACGUAAAGUUUGUUUUUAAAAAAUGCAAAUAUGUUCUCCAACAGAAUGCCACUACGUUCGAAAUCAGCACAAAAAUAAUGCGCGUGAUAAAAGUGAAACAUAACAUGAACGAUGUUGAAGAUUUGGCAGCAACUUUACAGUUGGUUCUUGCCCAGGAGUUUAGCCCUUUAGAUGAAAACUGGCAAUCUGAGAAAUUUACCAGUCUGUCUGAACCGUCUGUGAAGUAUUUACUAAGCAGUGAUGAAGUGAUUGUCCAAUCAGAGAACACCGUAUUUCAUGCUUUGAUGCAUUGGAUGGAGCAAAAUGAUGUCGAUCCCGCAGGUUCGGAAGAGACGAAUGAUCUGCUAGCUGUUGUACGAUUCAAGUUAAUUACGGUUGACUAUCUUUAUAAUGUUAUCAAGAACCAUCCAAUUGCCUUGAAGAUGCCAAAGUUUAACGAGCUUUACCUCGGCGGUAUGACCUACCAUGCAAUUCCUGAAGAACAAAAGAAGUUGUUGGAAGAACAGCCUGUAUUAAGAAAGAAACCCAAAAGAGACAUUAUUCAGUACACGUUUGUUGCUAAGAAAUAUGGGUUAAAUUCAGAUAAGUUUUGGGCAUGUGGCUACAAAAUGAAUGUAGAUCUUGUGUAUCAUUGUAAGAAAACGUCAGGUUCUAGAUUUAGUGAAACCUAUCAUCCAUGCUUGAGUAUUCAUAAUUUGAAUAAGGAAAGCUCAGUUCCCCUUAACUUUACAAUUACGAGAAGUGAAUCCAUCAGUAAUAAUAGCUUGCAGGAAGAAACGUUUAAUUUAAAUUCAUGCAAAAAGGAAUGUCUCAGUGCGUCAAUUCCAACGUCAUAUUUCAAUAAUGAUGAUACUACACGCAAGUUCAUUGUAAUAGUAGAACCAUUGUAA
Paramuricea clavata is the source of this 1554-nucleotide messenger RNA. The record is from the annotation of a GenBank genome assembly. Lineage: Eukaryota; Metazoa; Cnidaria; Anthozoa; Malacalcyonacea; Plexauridae.